Leucoraja erinaceus (little skate) is the source of this 1342-nucleotide messenger RNA. Its product is annotated as ecto-ADP-ribosyltransferase 5-like. The annotation marks the transcript as partial. Gene Ontology annotation, molecular function: NAD+ poly-ADP-ribosyltransferase activity; NAD+-protein-arginine ADP-ribosyltransferase activity. The record is from RefSeq and is a predicted model, not a curated record. Lineage: Eukaryota; Metazoa; Chordata; Chondrichthyes; Rajiformes; Rajidae. The transcript has 2 exons.
AGUGGGGACACUUGGAGACCUAAAAAGCAUCGCUCUAAAACUCCCAGAUACAAGGAGGAAGCCAGAUUGGACCUCAACGCUCACCUAGAAAACAUGCGGGGUUUGGCGUUGUCUCUGUUCAUUUUGCUCUGUUUGGACCGUAAGUAUCGACAGAUAUCGGACAGUCGGCAAAAUCGUCCAGCGAGUCCGGUGGAGGGCGGUAUGUCUUGUAGCAACAUGCGCCUCGGUGUGACGGAGAACAAGCCUGUCUAUAUGUUCACUCAGAGCGAAGCGUCCGAUCAGCUGGCCAUCGAGUACCUCCAGGGAGAGAAGGGUCGGACGCCAGCUUUCGCCAAGGCGUGGGGUGAUGCAGAGGUUUUCAUGAGAAAUAAUAAACGCAUUCAAGUACCAGUUGGACUGAGAGAUCAACACGUUUUGGCCAUUCUCGCCUACACUAGUAAGACAGACCUCCACUGGAAGUUCAAUGAUGCGCUGCAAUUUUACCAGGCUAACGACACAGUCUACGCCGAGAAGUUCAAUUUCAAGAGUUUCCAUUAUCUUCUCUCCGUUGCUCUCGACCGACUCAGGAGCACUUCCGGCCCUGCGGCGGGAACCACCUACCGAGGGAUAAAGAAUCGCUCCAAAGCGCAGGAGGGGUGCAACAUGACAUUUGGACAGUUUGCAUCUUCUUCUCGUGAUAUGCAAACCGCUCGAGGCUUCGGUACUGCAACGGUGUUUAACAUAACGUCCCUUAAAGGCGUCUACAUCGCCAGCUACUCGCUCUUUCAGAAACAGAGGGAGGUGCUUAUACCCCCCGAUGAGGUUUUCAAGGUCGCGCGGUAUUUUUCUGGUGACAAAGGAGAUGAAAUAUCGCUCGAGGCGGUGGGAGAGGCCGGGAUAGCGGUCAAAGUGGAGCGCGAAGCAGACGGCGAUAUGCAGGUAGUUAGGAGCGUGGGGGCCGCUCUGUACGCCGUGGCGCUGUGGUGCGCAGUGGCGGUAUUGGCUCCCAUUUUCCUGUAAGGCCAUGCAGUCAUGACGAACGAAAACAGACCUUUAAACAUUUUGUCACCCAUGCCGUCUAAGAUGCCCCAUUCGUCCGCGUUUCGACCGUGCCUCCCAAACUUACCUAUCCAUGUACCUGGCCACGUGUUUUUUAAAUGUUCUUAUUGCAUGUGUCAUAGUCAUAGAGUAAUCAAGCGUGAAAAGAGGCCCUUGUGCCCAACUUGCCCACAACACCCAACAUGUCCCAUUGACACUUAGUCCCACCUGCCUUCGUCUGGCACACAUCACACAAAACCUGCCAUAUCGACGAGCCUGUCUAAAUAUUGCUUAAACUUUGGGAUAGUCCUUGCCUCAACUAUCA